Molecule: messenger RNA, 2586 nt
Organism: Rotaria sp. Silwood2
Lineage: Eukaryota; Metazoa; Rotifera; Eurotatoria; Philodinida; Philodinidae
Source: the annotation of a GenBank genome assembly
AUGACGAUUAAUGAUGAUGACAAACAUAUCACAGUCGUUGCCGGACGCACAAGAAUUUGGCGCUCCAUUACGUCAUCUACGGUGAGCUAUGCAUGCCGAUUGCGAACACUUCUUGCAUUUGCUGAUGUUUUAUUUCAACCCCGAAAUGACUGGCUUAAUAGCAAACUGAUUCGAAAUUUGGGAGGUCAUGCUACAAUAUUUUCUGCUAUUCCUUCUCACUGCGCUCAUAUUGAGACGGUUGUUCGCAAUGAUGCUCCAUUACGAAAUAUGGGUGUGGGUCCCUUUUACAAAGAUUGUAUUCUCUUUGCUGAUGUUGCUGAAGAAGAUAGUGCUGGUGCUAAAGCUGGUGGUAAAAAGAAAGGUGGUGGUAGUAUGCAAACUAUUUCAGCUACACAUCGUGAACAAUUAAAUAAAUUAAUGAAUAACUUAAAACAAACACAUCCACAUUUUGUUCGUUGUAUUAUUCCGAAUGAAAUUAAAACUGGUGGUGUACUUGAUUCACAUUUAGUUAUGCAUCAAUUAACAUGUAACGGUGUACUUGAAGGUAUUCGUAUUUGUCGUAAAGGUUUUCCAAAUCGUAUGAUUUAUUCGGAAUUUAAACAACGUUAUUCAAUUUUGGCACCAAAUGCUAUUCCAAAAGGUUUUGUUGAUGCUAAGAAAGCAACAGAAAAUAUUCUUAAAGAUUGUCAAUUAUCUGAAGAAUUAUAUCGUUGUGGUUCAACUAAAGUCUUUUUCAGAGCAGGUACAUUAGGUCAAUUAGAAGAUAUGCGUGAUGUUGCUUUAUCAAAAAUUGUUGCUGCUUUACAAGGACAAGUUCGUGGUUAUCUUAUGAGGAAAGAUUACAAGAAAAUGUUAGAAAAACGUAUAGCUUUAACUGUAUUACAACGUAAUUGUCGUAAAUACUUAUCAUUACGUAAUUGGCCAUGGUGGAAAUUAUAUACAAAAGUUAAACCAUUAUUAUCUGUUGCAAGACAAGAAGAAGAAAUGAAGAAACUUGAAGAAGAAUUCAAAGGACUUAAAGAAUCUUUAGAAAAAGAAGAAAAAUUAAGAAAAGAAGUUGAAGAUAAUAAUGCAAAAUUAAUUCGAGAAAAAAAUGAUUUACUUACACAAUUGGAAUUUGAACGAGUUGGUUCAUCAGAAGCUGAAGAACGUUUUACACGCUUAGUAACGGAAAAAGCUGAUCUUGAACAACAAGUUAAAGAUUUAGAAGAUCGUUUUAGUCAAGAAGAAGAAAGUGCUCAACAAUUAAAUAAUAAGAGAAAAAAACUUGAACAAGAAAUAGAUACAUUGAAAAAAGAUGUUGAUGAUAUGCGUUUAAAUUUACAAAAAUCUGAAAAUGAAUGUAAAUCACGUGAUACUCAAAUUCAUACAUUACAAGAUGAAAUAGCUCAUCAAGAUGAAAAUAUUGCAAAAUUAACACGUGAACGUAAACGUCUUGAAGAACAAAAUACUAAAACAACUGAACAAUUACAAGCUGAAGAAGAUAAAGUUAAUCAUUUAAAUAAAUUAAAAGCUAAACUUGAACAAACACUUGAUGAAUUAGAAGAUAGUUUAGAACGUGAAAAGAAAGCUCGUGCUGAUUUAGAUAAAUCAAAACGAAAACUUGAAACAGAUUUAAAAACAUUACAAAGUAGUGUAGAAGAAUUAGAUCGAUCAAAACGUGAAUUACAAGAAGCUCUUAAACGUAAAGAUCAAGAAAUUCAACAAAUGGGCGGACGUCUUGAAGAUGAACAAGGACAAGCAACAAGUCUUGGCAAGAAAAUAAAAGAAUUACAAUCACGUGUCGAAGAAUUAGAAGAAGAACUUGAAAAUGAACGACAAUCUAGAACAAAAACAGAAAAACAACGAGCUGAUUUAGCAAGAGAAAUUGAUGAAAUGAAUGAUCGAUUAGAAGAAGCUGGUGGUGCAACAACAUCACAAGUUGAAAUGAAUAAGAAACGUGAAUCAGAAUUACAAAAACUUCGUCGAGAUUUAGAAGAGGCUAAUCUUCAACAUGAAGCUACAGCUGCACAAUUAAGAAAGAAACAUCAAGAUGCUGUUACUGAAAUGGGUGAACAAAUUGAUCAAUUACAAAAAUUAAAGAAUAAAUUAGAAAAAGAAAAACAAACAGUUAAAUCUGAAUUAGACGAUUUACGUACACAAAUUGAACAUGUACAAAAAGGCAAAGCAGCUAGUGAAAAACUUUCAAAACAACUUGAACAACAAUUAAAUGAUAUUCAAAUAAAACUUGAAGAUCACGUUAAACAAAUAACUGAUUUAACACAUGUUAAAACAAAAUUAUUUAGUGAAAAUUCAACUUUAACUAGACAAGUUGAAGAGUUUGAAUCUCAAAUUGGACUUUUAACUAAAGGUAAAACAGCAUUACAACAACAAUUGGAUGAAGCUAAGCGAUCACUCGAAGAGGAAUUACGUGGCAAAGGUUCAGUUAGUAAGUAUAUUUUAAUAAAUAUUCAUAUUUUAUUAUUUAUUUAUUUUCUACCUUCAUAUAAAAAAAAACGAAUAGAAAAUAGAAAUCUCAAAUCAAUAAUAAAUUUAUUUAUUUAUACAUAUGAGAAACAAAAGAACAUAAAUGAAAACAAUAGUUGA